Molecule: messenger RNA, 1314 nt
Organism: Trametes versicolor FP-101664 SS1
Lineage: Eukaryota; Fungi; Basidiomycota; Agaricomycetes; Polyporales; Polyporaceae
Exons: 1
Coding region: 1-1314 (437 amino acids)
Source: RefSeq, a predicted model, not a curated record
AUGACCGACGCAGGCUCGAAGACCCAGUUCGACCUCGACAUCUCGGGCGUAGCCGGCUUCUUUGGCGGCGACGUCUCGGUCUCCGCGAUGGCGACCGUGCACAUCUACGAAGGGCGCAAGUGGCUGGGAUGGUACAACCAGCCCGGCAGCUACGAAAUUGCCAAGCGCUACGGCCAACUUAGUCGCUCGCGGUUCUGGGACGCCCUUUACCCUGGCGUCAACGUCGACCCUGCGGUACUGUUCGAGUACGACGGAGGCGACGGACCCAAAUUUAUUGCGACCCAAUCUGGGACGGUGCUCCAGAAGACAGGCCACGUCGCCAACCUCUUCGCGAGCACAUGCAGUCAUCUGGAGCCCAUCUCUCCCCAGGGCAUCGUGAUGCGGAAAACAUCGCCCGGGUUCGUGACCAUCGCCCAACUCGAUCAUAUUCCUGUCCCGAACGACAUCACCCGAAAGAAUGGCAUCUACACCAGCAUCCUAGCCAGCAUUCCUAUCAUCGUCUCUCUCGGUGCGUGCGUGGGGUGCGCCUUCAUCCGCGACUGGUACUGCUUCGCGAUCAUCCUCUUCGGCGUGGUCAGCAGCGGCCUGUCGUGCUUCGUGAUAGGGCUGGGAACCCUGCGCUUCAAACACCCUCCUCCAGCACGCGGCGCGCCUCCGGGAGACGGAGUGCUCGAAAGCGGCGGCUCGGAGCUGGUCAUUGUCAAGGGUCCGGAGGGCGCGAUCAACGCAGUCACGCGCGGGCACUUCUCGCUGGACUACGACAGCAAGCCCAAGUACCACAGCAUCGGGGUGUGCUCUAUGCUGCUCACGCUGCAGUUCAUCGUCCAGCUGCUGCUCAUCCCGCAGAGCUCGCUGCACGGCCAGCUGUUCUUCCUCGCCACGCUUGCGUGCGCAUGGGCGUACAAUUCGUACCUCGCAUCGUUCGAUCGCGCAGGGAUCCAGCGUGCGAUCCUCAGCGAGCAGGUGCUGGAGCUCAAGGAAGGCCAGCUGAAGCGGUACCGGCUCGGCACGCGGACGGCGAUGGUCACAUUCGCGCUGCUGCUCCUAGCGCCGGCGCGGGAGGACGCGCUCACCCGAGUGCUGAACGACCUGCUCCCGAACGACACCGAGGUGUGGCGGGUGUGGAAGUCCGAAGUCCUGGCGCGCAUCGCUGCCCAUUUCCCGCUCGACGGCCCAGAGAGCGACAAGGAGUUCAGCUUCGGGUUUCCGGAGAAGACACCCCCACCCGACUCGGACUGUCCGGAUGAUCUGUUGCAGACCAUCUACAACGACGCGACGUCUGGCGCGGCUGUGUACAACUUCUACCGAAGGUGA